Messenger RNA from Lipotes vexillifer (Yangtze River dolphin), 921 nucleotides. RefSeq names its product microfibril associated protein 5 (gene MFAP5). Gene Ontology annotation, biological process: embryonic eye morphogenesis. Lineage: Eukaryota; Metazoa; Chordata; Mammalia; Artiodactyla; Lipotidae. The record is from RefSeq and is a predicted model, not a curated record. The coding region runs from base 86 to 595 and encodes 169 amino acids. The transcript has 10 exons. Gene Ontology annotation, cellular component: microfibril.
AGCCAAAGUGGAACAGACUGAGAAGGAGAGAGACACAUUCAACAACCAAAGGACUCGGUAGAAAGAGCAGAGAACCAUAAACAAUAUGCUGCUUUUGGGACCCAAAGUGCUGCUGUUUCUCACUGUACUCAUCAUUCCCUCUGACUGGACACCCCUAGGGGUCAACAGCCAAAGAGGAGAUGAUGUGACUCCAGUGACUCCAGAGACAUUCACAGAAGAUCCUAAUCUGGUGAAUGAUCCUGCUACAGAUGAAACAGUUCUGGCCGAUAUCAAGCCUCCCACAGAUGACCUGGCCUCACCCGAUAAAAAUACCACCACAGAGUGCCGGGAUGAGAAAUUUGCCUGCACAAGACUCUACUCUGUGCAUCGGCCAGUGAAGCAGUGCAUCCAUCAAUUAUGCUUUACCAGUUUACGGCGUAUGUACAUCAUCAACAAUGAGGUCUGCUCCCGUCUUGUCUGUAAAGAGCAUGAAGUUAUGAAAGAUGAACUUUGCCGUCAGAUGGCUGGUCUACCCCCAAGGCGACUCCGUCGCUCCAGCUAUUUCCGCCUUCCCCCCUGUGAUGAUAUGAACUUGCAGAGACCCAGUGGUCUGUGAUGUCAAGGAAGAGGAAAGAAAGAAUGUGUGGGUGGGAGGGAGAGGGAACUGCUCUAAGAGGGAACUUCUUGUCCAACCAUUGUCAGCCAACCCAUAGACAUGAGUAUUUCUUAAACCAGUCCCAUUGCAAUGUCUAGCUUUUGCCCCUACUUCUUGAUUUUUCACCCAUUUAUCUCAUUUUUCAGUACUUAAAAUAGUCUAUAGCAUUGCAUGGUUUUGCUGUUUCCCCAUAUCAUAGACCUAGUAGAUAUACCAUGUGGCUUAGAUACAAACAUUCUACAUACAAUUUCAAGGGAAAAUAAACUUCAAUAAAAUUAUUAAAAAUA